AUGCUCUUCAAAGAGGAGCCAAUCGUGAUCACGCUCGGCUCGUUUCUUCGGUGAUUCCAGCGCCGACGGGAACUACGAGGUGACGCUGAUGACCAAGGCCACGGUCUACCAUUCGGGAAUAGUCGUCUGGCAACCGCCGGCCGUAUAUAAAUCCUCCUGCUCCAUCGACGUUGAGUUCUUUCCGUACGACGUACAGACCUGUGUUUUGAAGUUAGGCUCCUGGACCUAUGACGGUUUUAAGGUGCCACGCAACAAGCAACGAGCACGAUCGCCAGAUUGA
Messenger RNA from Heterotrigona itama, 280 nucleotides. The record is from the annotation of a GenBank genome assembly. NCBI's taxonomy places the organism in Eukaryota, Metazoa, Arthropoda, Insecta, Hymenoptera, Apidae.